Molecule: messenger RNA, 15291 nt
Organism: Closterium sp. NIES-65
Lineage: Eukaryota; Viridiplantae; Streptophyta; Zygnematophyceae; Desmidiales; Closteriaceae
Source: the annotation of a GenBank genome assembly
AUGCCUGCUCGUGGCUACCCCCGCAGCAGCUCUCCUGUUUGCAGUGGCUGUGGGGUAUUAUGCCCAGCUAGUUGCCACCUUCCACCUCCCAUCAAGCCCACUCCCACCCAAUCAUCCCUUCCCUUCCCUUCCCUUCCCUUCCUCCCUGACUCUCUUUUCUUGCUACAGGCUUGUCUCCUGGUGGCGACCCCCUCAGCGGCGCUCCUGUUUUCAGUGGCUGUGGGAUACGAUGCCCAGCUGAUCGCCACCUUCCACCUCCCAUCCCACCUACUCCUACCCAAUCAAUCAUCCCUUCCCUUCCCUUCCUUCCUCCCUGAAUCUCUUUUCUUGCUGCAGGCUCGUCUGCUCGUGGCGACCCCUUCAGCGGCGCUCCUGUUUGCAGUGGCUGUGGGGUAUGAUGCUCAGCUGGUUGCCACUUUCCAGCUCCCUGCGAGCCAACCUUCAGGAGGAGGAGCGUCAUAUGCGCAGCAGGAAAAGGAGGGGGAUAGGGAAGAGGGAGAGGAGGAGGGGGAGGGGGUGGGAGUCGGGAAGGGGUUUCUUGCCUCUCCUGAUGGCUGUCGCCUCUUCUUUGCUCGCCUCACGCUCUCUGGACAGGGGUUUCUUGCCUCUCCUGACGGCUGUCGCCUCUUCUUUGCUCGUCUCUCGCUCUGUGGCCUGGCAAUAUCGCUGCUGCGGGAGAUCACCAUCAACAACCAGGGACCACUCGCACCACCUGCAGCGGCUGGGCAUCAGGCUGGUAACCCGGUUGGUGGUAACCAGGUUGGUGGUAACCAGGUUGGUGGUGACUACCCUGGUCGUAUUGUGGGCGUGGCAGCAUGUCGAGCUAGUAAGGAGAGGGAGGGUAGUGAGACAGAAGAAGAGGAGGAGGAGGAGUACGAGGAGGAAGAGGAGGAUAUGCAAGAGGAGGAGCAGAGGGAGGGUGAAAGCGAGAGUGGGAGGGCCCAGGCUCAGGAGAUUGGUCAGGUGGAUGGGGAUAACCGAGUGGUGCUGCUGUAUCAGGAUGGGUCUCUAGUGGUGCUCGGCACCCAUCCUCCCUCUCCCUCGGCUUACACCGCAUCCGCACCUUCCCUCACUGCACCGCAAACCUCCUCCUCCUCUAGAGCAGACCAAUCUGAUGCUGCUGACACGCAUACCUCUCACCCUGCCUCAGCUGCCGCAUCUGUGCUGGUUCCGCCUCCUCUUUCUCCAGAGGAGGAACUGCAAAUCGCUGUGAAUACUCUGCUCUGCAUUGUGGAUAAAGGAGGGGCAGGCAGCAAAACAGAUGCCCCAGUAGCAGCACCAGCAGCAGCAGCUUCAGGGGGAGAAACAGGAACGGGUUCAUCUGGGGCGGUGCAAGGCGUGAGAGGGAGCAGGAGUGGCGGAGGUGGGGGGAGUGGUGGGAGCAGCGGCAGCAGAAGCGGGAGUGGGAGUGGGAGUGGGAGUGGUAGUGCUGGUGGUGGUGGGAGGAGUGCUGGUGGUGCUUCAGGGUCUGCUGCUGACGUGGCAGGGAUGAGUGACAUGGACAGUGAAACUGUGCUGCAUAAUCUCAUGGCUGAGGACGGCUUCCUGGAAGCUUCCUCCUCAAAAGGUUUCAAGAUCACCAUCACCAACACCAACUCCAGCCUUCUCCUUGUGGGAAUCCGCGUCCUAGUGGGAAUCUCUCCCUCCUCGCACACCCCCUCCUCCCUCUCUCUCUUCCACCGCUCCCUCCCCCUCGACCGCUCCUCCCGCCGCUGGUACGACCUCCCCUUCACUUCCGCCGAAUCCCUGCUGGCAGACCGCCACGUCAGCAUCCACGUGGGCCCUGCUUUUGGGGGGAAUGCGCGGGCCAGGGUGGAUGGUUUGGAGGUGUAUGGGCGGCGGAAGGAGGAAUUUGGGUGGGGGAGGGUGAAGGGGAAGGUGUUGGGGUGGUGGCAGGAGUGGAAAAGGGUCGUGGAGGAGGAGGGGAGGAGGGCGAGGGAGAGGGAGAGGGAGGUGGAGGAGGGAAGGGAGAGGAAAGGGAAGGAGGGGGAGAGGAGGGAGGGGGAGGGGGUGGAGAGGGGGAGGGAGAGCGGGGAGGAGAGGGGAGAUGGAGGGGAGGGUUUGUGUGUGGAGGAGGAGAGAGAGGAGCGAGUGGUUGGGGAUGCUUUGGCAGUGCUGACUGGGCUUUUGAGUGGUGGUGCUGGGGAGGGCUGGCAGCAGGGAGAGCAGCACGCAAUGCAGGAGUCAGAGCGACAGGCAGAACAGCAGGCAGAAGAUGGACAGAAGGGAGAGAAGGAGGAGCAGGUGGAGGGGCAGGAAGGGAAGGUGGAUCUGGGGAAGGUGCAGCUGCUGGGGGAGGAUCUGCUGAGGGAGCUACUCCAGGAGGUGUUGAGAGGAGGCCCGGAGGAGGAGGAGAAGGAGGAAGAGAGGCUGGGCAGUCUCGUGAAAGGUGGUGGUGGUGGUGGUGGUGGUGGUGGUGGUGGUGGUGGUGGUGGUGGUGGUGGUGGUGGUGGUGGUGGUGGUGGUGGUGGUGGUGGUGGUGGUGGUGGUGGUGGUGGUGGUGGUGGUGGUGGUGGUGGUGGUGGUGGUGGUGGUGGUGGUGGUGGUGGUGGUGGUGGUGGUGGUGGUGGUGGUGAUUUAGGGUUCUCCCGUGGUGGUGCUGUGGGAGAGGGGUCCAUGGCGGAGUUGCUGCUGGGCUUGUGCCGCUCGCUGCAUCCAUCGCAGUCAAAAUUUGUUCAGGUAUUCCGUCGAACUCUGUUUUGUCUUGUGAAAGGUGGUGGUGGUGGUGCUGUGGGAGGAGGGUCCAUGGCAGAGUUGCUGCUGGGCUUGUGCCGAUCGCUGCGUCCGUCCCAGGCUGAUUUCGUCCAGGCCUGCGACUCAACAGAGCUGUCUCUCGCCUUGAAGACACAGCCCAACCAUCGGGCAUGUGCUCUCCAGAGGCACAUGGACGCCAUGGCGCACAUUGCACUGCUGCGACCCUCCAGUGCCUGCGACUCAACAGAGCUGUCUCUCGCCUUGAAGGCACAGCCCAACCAGCGAGCCUAUGCACUCCAGAGGCACAUGGACGCUUUGGCGCACAUCGCACUGCUGCGACCCUCCAGCCUCCGCCACUUCCUCUCCGCCGCACCCACUACAGGCGCUUCAAGCGUCGCUCCCCUAGAAGACCUGCAUAACCGCCUUCUCUCGGUGCUUCAGGCUCCGGACGAGAGUGCUGCAGAUGGGACAGCAGAGAGGGGCGAUGACAAGGGUGCAGGCAGCAAGGGGAUGGGUGGCAAAGAUACAGGUGGCAAGGGGGGCCUCCUCCUUUCGUCUGAUCCUGCUGUUGCAGAGGCGUGCUGGACGGCUCUCUGUGCUCUCUUCCUGCCGCCGCCUCCUCUCCCGUCGCCGCCGCCACUAGCCUCCCGCCAGCCGUCCAUGCAGCAUGGAACAGCAGCAACCAACGUGGUUGACACAAGCAGCAAGCAGGCAGCAGCAGCAGCAGCAGCAGCAGGAGCAGCAGCAGGAGGAGAGGCACCCCAAAUCUUCACAUCAGAAGGUGCCCAUGUUCCUGGUGUCAACACUGGGUUUGGCACAGAUGGUGCUGCUCUUGGUGCUACAGCUGGAACUGCUGGUUUUGGGUCGUAUGUGGAGAGUGGGGUGGUGGAGGGGGAGGGCUCAGCAGAAGACAUGGAUAUAGACCAAACAGACAUGACUCAACACAUCAAUCAAAACUUUGGGCAUCAUGAGUUCGAUCAGAACAUAGACCCGCAGCUGUCGGUGGUGCAUUUCUGCUGUGAUUCCUGCGGCGUGUGCCCCAUUCAGGACGUGCGAUGGCACUGCCUCGUGUGUGACGACUUUGACCUCUGUCACGAGUGCCACCAGGCCGUUUCCGCUGCCGCUGCUUCUGGUGGCUCCUCUGCUGCUGGUGCUGCAGCUGCUGCUGCUGCUGGUGCUGGUGCUGGUGCUGGUUCUGCUGCGUCUCUCUUCCCCUUGAGCUCUCACAGCAUCUCACACCCCAUGGUCUCCAUUCCCAUCGAUCCUGCAGUGGAUGGCAUGGGGGAGGAAGGAGGAGUGGAAGGGCUUAUGGAUAGGCUUGGGUAUGGGUUUGGUGGGGAGUCUGGUGAGGAUGGUAAUGCUGGUGAGGAUGGUACCGCUGGUGAGUAUGGUACUGGGUUGGAUCCUGGUGGGUCAAUCGGUGGCUCAGGGAUUGGGGAACCAGGGGUAGAGGCACAUAGUGAGAUGGAACAGCAGGGGCAGGAGCAGGAGCAGCAGGGGGCCGAUGGGACUGAUGGGACGGACAAGAGGGAAAGCACAGGGAAUAUGGUGAAGGAUGGAGAGGAGGAGGAGGAGGAGAAAACGAAGCAGGAGAAGGCGAGGUGGGAGGAAGUGAGGAUGCAUAUGAACCACGUGGGACGGGAGGUGCUGCAGCAGCUGCUCUCCUCCUUCUCCCCUGGAUGGUCCCUCCCGCCCCAACCCACUCUCACCCCCCCCUCCUCUGAUACUUUCUGCCCUCGCUCCCCUCCCAUGCCACUGCUGCAGCUGCUCUUGCGCGUAACAGGAGCAGGGGCAGCAGGGGUGGGGCCUAUGGGGGUUGCUAUGCCAAGUGUAGGUUCUAUUGAGAAGAAGGAGAGGAAGGAGAAGAACGGAGGGGCAAGGAAGAGGAAGGAGAAGGAAACGGGUGACCUGGAAUCGCCUGGAGCCCAGCUGCUGACGUGGACGCUGACGUGGCUGGUUGAUGAGCUGGAGCACGGCUGGCGCCAGUUGUCCGGAGCGAGGGAAGGGCGUGUGGAUGCAGGUGCUGGUGGUGUUAGUGCUGACAUGGCAGCUUUGACCUGCCUCUUGGAGUUCCUUGUGCUGCUCUUCCGUACCUUGCAGUACCGUUUACAACCGCAGCAGCGGCAGCAGCAGGAGCGGGAGCAACAACAGCAACAUGGUUCCAAGUUCGGGUUACACCUCCUUCUCAGCCACUCUUCAUGCUCCGCUGCCACCAGGCUCCUCGCCCUCCUCCACUCCAUUGUUUCCUCCUGCCACCCACACGCCCCACUCACCGACACAUCUAGUUCCACCGAGACUAACCCCUCUGGGGUUAGAGGGAAGGGGAGAGAGGAGCUGCUGCAGUGGGCGCUGUGCCUUUCUGCUGAGGUGGCACCCGUAUGCCUCACAGAGAAAGGUGUACCGAGUGAGAAGGAAUUUCUGAGCGAGAAGGGAUUUGAGUCGGCUUGGCAGCCACUGCUGUGUGCGUACCUGCAGAGAGCUGCUUUAGAGGGAGUCCUGGCUCAGCCCAAAGAGCAGGAGCGGACCAAAGAGGGGGCGGUUAUAGCCCAGGUAGAUUUGGGCCGAUUUGGAGCGGUUGAGAGUGGUGGGAGUGGUGGUGGAGGGGGUGGUGAUGGUAGGAAGGCGGGGGAGGAGGGAGGGGGUGGAGCGGGAGGGAUGGGAGGGAGACAAGGGAAGUAUGUGCGGCAACUGUUGCUGCUGUCCUGUGGGGGUAAUGAGAGGGAGUGUGCGAGGAUGCAGCGUGUGUGUAAGCUUGCUGCAUACAUGCAUGGUCUUCGCUCCACUCUCCUCCGUUUCCUCGCUCUUCCUCCCUCCUCUCUUCACCUCCCAUCUCUCUCCUCUUCCCAGCUCCCAUCCCCCUCCUCUCCCCACCUCCCAUCCCCCAUCCCUCCACCUCUCCCCUACUCCAUCAAAGUCCAAUCCCUCCUCCUCCUCAACGCCACCCUCCACGUGGCGCAAUCUCAGCCGUCCACGUGGCGCUGGUACUGUGCAGGCAAGGACACGUCAGCACUACAGCUGCUGGCGGCUGUAGCAGCCGUUACAUCCUCCCCCCGCUGGGCGGCAGAGGAUGAGCCUCUUGCUGUGUGCACGCUACAGCUGGUGGCUCUUGCGUUUGACUGUGAUAGCAGCGGUAAAAGCAGCAGCAGCAGCAGCAGUAGCAAGAAAAGAAAGGGGUUUGGUGCGGUUGAUAUGGGUGCACAAGCAGCUACUCUGUUUGGCAUCUCAUUGGAUUCCCAGCAGCAGACACAGGAGCAACAGGGGCAGCGGCAGCAAGAGCAGGGGAAGGCGCAGGGACAGCAGGCAGAGAGGGGCGGCAGCAGCAGGGAUGGCGCGGCUACUGGCAUUGUUCAGUUCAUCGCCUCCUUUGUGCUCUUUGCUGCCUCUGCCAGGCUGCGAUCCCAGGGCUGCAUGGUCAUGCAGGGAGUGUGGAAACAUGCCUCUCCAUCUCUCCGCCACUCCAUCCUCUACUCCCUCCUGUCCAUCCUCCCCCACACCCCUUGUCUCGGCUCCCACGCCCUCAGCUUCUCCCGCCUCCUCCUCUCGCUCCUCGCUGACCUGGCGUCCAGUCAGCAGCCAGCUGGCACCGCUGACGUGGCAGCACGAGCAGCAGCCGUGCUGCUGACGCAGCUGGCGCAGCAGAGUCAAGCGGUGGCCAACCAUCCGAGCGCAUCACUCAACUCUGCCUUGCAUAGACUCCUGGGCCCUGAGAGCGACGGAACAAUUGCUGCUGCUGCUGCUGCUGCUGGUACUGGUGGUGGGGGCAGUGGUGGGGGUAGUAGUGGUGCUGGCAGUGGCGGUAGGUCAGGUGCAGCAGGAACAGGAGCAGCAGGAGGAGCAGGAGCAGGAGCAGGAGGAGGGGGAAAAGGAGGAGGAGGAGGCAGGGGGUCGGUGUGGGGAAAGGCAGAUGGGGAGCUGUGUGCGGUGUGUGCGUAUCCCGAGGCGGUGUGGGGGAGUGUGAGGAUGGAGAGUGUGCGGCAGGAGGUGCGCUUCUCCGACUGCCGCAUCUUUCUGCGCCUCACAGAGCCGCAUCUCAUCAAGGGGGGGCAGGAGAUGCGCUUCUCCGACUGCCGCAUCUUCCUGCGCCUCACCGAGCCGCACCUCAUCAAGGGGUUCACCAUGAUGGUGCACGAUUCAAGGAGGGGUCGCUCCGUGAAGGAUCUUCGCCUGCUGGGGAGCAACAGUGCCGCCUGCGACCUGCAGCAGAUCAAGACCGCUACAGACGAGCUCUGCCGCCCGAUCGCUCGCUGCCAGCUGGCGGCCGACCAGCCGGAGAUCCGCGUGGAGCUGCCUCUGCCCGUGGCGCUGCGCUUCGUCGUCGUGGAAUUUGCUUCCUUUCAUGAGAAUCACCCAUCGUCCUCGUCGUCGUCUCGCGAGUCGCUGCAGUGUCCGCGGUGUAACCGCGUGGUAACGAGCCGGCACGGCAUGUGCACGGUGUGCCAUGAGAACGCCUUUCAGUGCCGCCAGUGCCGCUCCAUCAACUAUGACAACCUCCACGCCUUCCUCUGCCCGCAAUGCGGCCACUGUAGGUACGGUCGGUUCGAUUUCGCGCUGCAAGCACACCCCUGCCCCUCCUCCAUAGACCCGAUCCUCUCCGAGGAAGCUUCCAAGAAGGUCGCUGCAGCAUUGGAGGCUGAGGCUGAGUCAGCAACUCGGCUCCGUCAGCAGCUGCAGGCUCUGCGCCGGCCAAUCGCGCGCCUCGUUUCGUCAAUCCUGGACGAUGAUGCAGCUGCUGACCAGCAGCAGGCGGAGCAGAAGGCAGUGGUGCAGCAAGAGGGGCAGGGGGAGGAGGAGGGGGAGGAGCAGGAGGACAGGGAGGAGGCUCGGGAGGAGCAGGAGGAGGAGGAGGAGGAGGAGGAGGAGGAGGAGGAGGAGGAGGAGGAGGAGGAGGAGGAGGAGGAGGAGGAGGAGGAGGAGGAGGAGGAGGAGGAGGAGGAGGAGGAGGAGGAGGAGGAGGAGGGGCAGCAGGAAGUGGGCUUCUGGAUUUCGACCUGGGGGGCAGGAGCAUCAGGCAUACCAGCAGCAUUGGGGACAUCAGGGAGAGCAGCGGGCGGAGGGACAGCAUCAGCAGCAGCUGCAGCGUCGGCUGCAGCGGCGGCGGCAGCAGGAGAGGAGAUGCUGCUGCAGCUGCUGGAAGCGUUCCCGCCCCUCUCUGCUGCUGGAUCAGGUACUGGUAAUUUGUCCAGCACUGGUACUGCUGGUGGUGGCAGCGGCGGCGGUAGUACUGGUGGUGCCGGUGCUGGUGGUGCGGGUGGUGACUCUUCCCUGUUCUCUACCACUGGUGGCCUCCCUCUUUCCUCCUCAUCUAUCGCAGCAGCCACGGCAGCAGCCGCUCAGGCGCACGUGAGCCGUCGGAUCGCGAUCCUGGGCGCGCUGUACGCUGACAAGUGUCGCACCGUGCACCGCGGGCUGGCCACGUCAGCAGAGAGGAUGGGCGCGCUACAGAUGGCCCUGGCUGAAUACCACCUGCUCGUGGGGCAGCAGAGGAGGAGCCGCCGCAAGCAGCAGCACCUGCAGCUCCAGCUGCAAUCAUAUCAUGAUCAGCAACAGCAGCAGGAGGAGAAGCAGUGGCGGCGGCAGCAGCAAGGCUUUGGUUAUGAGGAGGCGAGCAGGGGGUUGGGUAGCAGCGGCAGUGGUGCCGGGGUGUGUUUGGAUUGUAGCAGCACUUUUGUCGGGUUCUGCCUUCAGUGGUUGGAGGCCCUCCUCCCCAUCCCAGCAGCCCCCUCCGCCCUCCUCUCUCUCUCCGCCAUCCCCACCAUCUUCUCCUCCUCUCUCCUCUCUGGGCCCUCCUCCUCCCGCUCUCGUGCACGCCACCUCUUGACCCGCCUCGCACUCACCUCCCCUGUCGCCUUGCACAAUCUACUGGAUCUAAUCGAAUCUAAGGUCUCUGCUGCAGUGGGCGGCUAUCUGCUUGCUGACGUGGCGCCAGCUGUCAAGGACCCGCUGCUGCUCCUUGCUGACCUGUCUUCGUCUCCAUCUGAGUCAGACUCGAGCUCGUCGGAAUCUGCCAUUUCAUCUCCUUCCAGGAAGCUUCUAUGUUUGCAACUGGCUACUCGUCUGUUCUUCCAGGCCUUCGCCACCACCCAUCUGCACCCCUCUGUAUCGGACCAUGUGCUGCUGCCCACCCUCCGUAUAGUCACCUCCUCUUGCAAGCACGCUGCUGUAGAGGGGCCAGAGAGGCAGACUGAGGCGACUUCUCAGACUGAAGGAGAUUCGUUACGGAGUGGGGACGGAAUAUCAGGGAGUGCAAAUAGCAGUAGCAGUGGUACCAGUGGUACUGCUUCAGAGGUUGACCCUAAGCCGCCCGCAAUCUGCAAGUUUGCCGCCCGCUGGCGUAAUCGGACGCGGGAGCGGAGCGCUCUGGAUGGCAGGCUUCGGCUGCUAGUGCGCUCUCUCGGCAGCUGGUGUUUCGGCAGCAAGCAUCUCUUCGCCCAGCCUGGAAAAGAUCACCUCACUGCAGAUUUGAUCGCCAGCUGUCGCUCGCCGCCCGGUCUCCGAUCAGAGAUCUGCGAUCUGCUCGAGUUGCUGGCAGGGGUGGCCCCUCGAUACAAUCACGCUUUCCGUCCCUAUUCAUACUCAUCAGCAGCCCAGGAAAGCCUCUCCCCCCUCCGACCCCCCCCGGGCACGGCUGCUCGUGCUCUCUCUUCCUCCUCUUCCUCUCGUCCUGCUUCCAUCCGUUCCUCCUCUCACCAACCCUCGGUAGACCAGCCGAGCGUACAGCAUUCGUCUCUGCUCUUCCUAGCAGCCCGAGGCCUCCUCCCUGCCCUCACCUCCUUCAUCUCUCACUCCGUUUCCCACCUGCAAGCACAAGAAUCCCGAGCCAUGGCCCCGCUCCUUGCUCUCUCCUCCUUCUCCUUCUCACUCUCGCCUUUUGCUGCCUCCUCGGCUGCCGCUGCUGCCCCUGCUGCCUCUGCCUCGGCGGCGUAUCCCAUCCUGCAAGCCAUUCGGCUGCUGCAGCAGGCCCUGCAGCAUUCCAAGCUGCUGGGCCUCUUCUUUCAACCAGCUCGCGGGAGCAGCAGCAGGAUUGCUGGCGCCAAUACCAGCCAAAGCACCAGCAGCAGCAGCAGCAGCAGCAGCAGCUUUAGCAGGUGUUUGGUGCAGGCAGUGCGAGCAUUGGUAGGGCUGCAGGGAUUGGUGGUGACGAGAACCCAACUGGUGGUGGAGUGUCAGCAGCAGCUCUCUCUGCUGCUGCAGGGACUCGUGACAGAAGCCGAAGGGGAGAGAGCGGAAGGGAUGGGGCGUGAGGAGGGGUGUGAGACGAGCGAUGGGAGGAGGAGAGCGUUUGUGGCGGCGUGUGUGGAGGUGCUGGGGGAAUUGGUGCUGGUGGAGGAAGGGGCGGUGCAAGAUGCUGCUCUGUGUGACUCUUGGAGGGCGAUAACUUUCCUUCUCCAGCAUCUCUGCAACACCAUCUGCCCCACACGCCCCGAGCCCGAGUACGAGAUGCUACUCAUCAAGGCAGCGACACAGGAGGAGUUCCUCCCAGGGCGCCUGCAGCACAACCCCUACUCCUCCAAGCAGGUCGGCCCUCUAAUGAGAGACGUCAAGAAUCUCAUUUGUAAGGAGCUGGAGCUGCACGGGCUGAUGGACGAUGAUUAUGGCAUGGAGCUGCUGGUUGAAGGGCAGAUCUGCUCCCUGGGGCUGUCUGUGCGGGCCGUGUACGAACAAGUGUGGAAGCAGAGAGGAGCCAUGAGUGUUAUUUUCAGACUGCAGGGCUUGGAUGGAGAGGCGACAGAGCCGAUAGUGAAGGAGCUGGAGGAGGGAGGGGAGGAAGCCACUGACCCUGAAAAGGAGUUCGCUGCUGCUGCUGCCCUGGUGCCUGUCAGUCGUGCUGCUUCUGCUCUUCGUGCCUAUAAUGUACUUCACACAAGGAGACUUGUGGGGGGUGAAACAGAGGAUAGGGCUGCAGCAGGAAAAGAGAGGGAGGAGGGGGGUGAGGAGGGAGGUGAAAUGGGCAGCCCAGACGGUUUGCUGCUGCUGCUGAGGCUGUUAGAGGAGGUGGCAGAUGAGGAGUUAGCGAGUGGGGAGGAUGACGUGGCAGACCUCCUGAAGCUGCUGCACACCGCGUGCCUGCUGCGGACCAAUCGCGUGCAUCUGCUGCGCUCCCACGCGCUGCCACGUCUGCUCGACCGCGCCACUCGUGCAGCUCUGUAUGCGCACGGCGUUGCCACGUCAGCGCUGGGAGGAGGCUCGGCGGCAGGCUCUGCCGGGGCGGCGGGUGGUGCGGCAGCCUCCCAAGCCUCGCUGGCAGGUUCGGCGGAAGCUGCAGCUGACACCUUGCUUCGGAUUGUGGAUCUGCUGAUGGUGGAAGGUGGUGAGGGUGGCGGCAUGGGGGCCGAAAGAGGUGCGGGCACUGCAACAGCAGAGAAGGAAGAAUAUUGCCAGGAUGAGAAGGAUGAGAAGUAUGAAGGAUCGGGGCGGGGAGAAGAAGCAGUGAGAGUUUUCCUCGAGAAGCUUACUGCUGCAUCGCUCUCCCAGGCUGCUUCUGGGGUAGGCUUAUCUGGCCCAGGCGUGUUUACAGCAGGAGGAGCAGGGGGAGGUGGAGGAGGUGGAGGAGCAGGAGGAGGAGCAGGUGGAGGGAAGAAGAAGAAGAGGGAUUUUUCGGAGAGUGUGGCUCGGAUUUUGCCGUAUAUGACGUAUGGGGAGGGCAGGGCUAUGGGGGUUCUGGUGGAUCAUUUUUGCCCCCUGCUGCUGGAUUGGGCUGGGUUUGAUCGGUUGGUGGGGGAGUUGAGAGGGGUGGAGAAGGAUGGGGAUGGGUUGGAGAGUGUUACAGAAAGCGGGAGGGAGGAGAGUGAGGGUGGAGAGAAGAAAGAGGGGGGAAGAAGGGACGUGGAGGAGGAGAAGGAAGGGGGGAGUAGUGGAGGUGGGGAGACGGGGAGUGGAAAGGAGGGGGGUGAGGAGGAGAGUGAGGAGGAGAGGAGGAGGAAGGCAGUGCACUGGUGGCAGAUGGCGGGGCAUUUCGAGCGGCUGGUGGGAGCAAUCAGGCUGGACGGCAGUGGGCUGAGGCUGCGCGCUCUCAUCCUGGAGAGGGGGAUUCCGCAAGCUGCUGUGCGCCAUCUGCUCGCGUCCUUCCCCCCCACCGCCCUCUGCCCCACCUCCGACCUCUCUGAUCUCCGCCCCCUCCCCGCCUGGCAACACGCGCUCGCCCUGCCCUCCCUGCCCCUGCUCCUGGGUCUGCUGCUCGGCCUGUGCCGCGGCCAUCCCCCCACACAACGAGUCCUGCUGGGCACCGGUGGGGGGAAGGGGGUGGCGGACGCUGGUGGUGGAGAGGAGGUGGAAACGGGUGGGGAGGAGGGGAGGGUGGGCGGGGAGAAGGUGGAGCAGGGUGCGGAAAACGGGGUGGUGGGGGCAGAGAAGGGGGUGUUACCACUGCUGCUGCUGCUGGAGGGGGUGGUGGGGUAUGAUGGGCUGGGAGCGAGGGCUGAAGCGCUGCUAGAGGUGCUGAGCGGUGGAGAGGAUUCGGGAGAGGUUGGCGAGCAAGGGGAGGGAGGGAAGGAGGAGGGGAGAGGAGAUGGGGUGGAUGAGGAGGUUCGGUUGGCAGUGGAGACUCUAAGGGCAGCAGCAAAGGAGAGGAGGAGAGAGAAGGCAAUGCGACGACGCAUGGAGCUGAUGAAGAGCAUGGGGGUUAAAUCCCAGCUGGCUCCUACUGGGAGCCACCGCAUCGUGCUGACAUCAGCAAAACCGUCAGUAUCUCGGGAAGGCGCAACCAGUGCAGGCCCCACGUCCACUGUAGGUGCAGGCAGGUCGGGGGAUGAACUUGAGGAAGAGAAGGAGGUAGUGGAGGAGGAAAAGGAGAAGGGAGAAGAGGGAGAGGAGGGAGAAGAGGAGGAGGCUAGCGACGCAGGUGCCUCUGCUCUGCUCUCAUCUGCUUUCCCUUUCAAUGCACGAGAUCUACAGCUUCGCCGCCCCAUCGCGCUGCCUCCUGCAAUGCGUGCGCUGCGCUGCAUGGUGUGCCACGAGGGCUACCGCCUGCGUCCCAACGAGCUAAUUGGAGCCUACACCUUCUCCAGACGCUUCUCCGACCUCUCCACUUGGAGCCUGACAUCCACGACAAGCAGGGUGGCCGUGAACUGGUCUAUCUCAACGGUCUCUCAUUUCAACACCAUCCACUUCUCCUGCCACGACCGGGCCAAGCGUGCCGAUUCCGCCCUCAAGCUGCCCAAGCGCGAGUGGGACGGCGCAGCCCUCAGGAACGGAGGAACCCUCUGCAAUGCCCUCUUCCCUCUGCGGGGCCCUCAGGUCUCCCCUGCAGUGUAUGCCCGCGGGCUGGUUUCCUGGUGGGAAAGCGUCCUCUCCCUGAGCCACGUGGACGGUUCUCGCUUCCUCGUGCUCCUCCUUACACGCACUUCCCUCCCCAUCCCUGCGUUCCCACCCCAACAGGUAUCCUCAGCAGUGUACGCCCGUGGGCUGGAUUCCUGGUGGGAGAGCGUUGCAAACCUCGGCCACGUGGACGGCUCUCGCUUCCUCGUCUUACUCCGGGACCUCCGCACGCUCGUCGCGCGCUUCGUGCUCGCAGCCAGCUUCAGCACUGACUGCCACGGGGGCGGGCGCGAGAGCAAUGCGCGCUUCCUCCCCUUCCAGCUGCACAUGCUGCUGCACCUCUCCUCCUCCGCCUCCUCUUCCCAGCGACACUCCCUCGACUCCUCCCUAUCUGCCCUGCUCGACCUUGCCUCUCAGUUACAAUCCAGGCUUCCCUCUUCUCUUUCCUCCAUCUUCCCCUGUUCAUCACCUUCGACUUCAACAGUCGCAGGGGGGAUGGGCGGCAGUGUGUGCGAUGCCAUGCUGGCAACUGUGCUGACGUGGCCCCUGCACAAGUGGCAGCGAUCGCGCCACCUGUUCCUGCUGCUGGCAGUGCAUGAAGCAGCACGGGCACAUGUGCCUUCCCCAUCCGCCGAGCCGUCCGAUGCUUCUCGCGUGGCAACAACGGUGGCAGGCAAAGCCGUCGCCGCCGUGCUAGCUGCUAUUCAGGUGCUUGCGCCAGUGUCCGCCGCGUUCGUUCCCAUACUGGCGCAGCCGCCACCCGCGGAAGCCAUCCUGCUCUCCCCGGACACCAAGGUCCCGCGCAAUGCUGACGUGGCGCUCCGCCGCGCCGUGCCAGUUGUCAACGAGGCAGUCAGGAAGAUCCAAGAUGAGCUGGAGGAGAUCACAACGCUCAUGCGCAUCCCACAGAAGAAGCCAUACAAGACAAUGGCAGCCAACGUGAAUAAGGCAGUCAAGUUGGCGGAGGCCAAUCAAGCAGCGAUUCUAGAUGCUGUGCCUGCUGCCGACAGGGAGAGGGCUGCAGCCAUUUACAACGACCUUGUCAAAUCCAAGAGCGGUUUCCCCGGCCUCCUAGCAGCGAUAGAGGACAAGGACCCUGACCGUGUCUCCAUCCGCCUCGCCUCCUCCCUCAACGACGUGGCUAAUCUCUCGCUGCUGCAAGCCACAGGGCUCCAGUUCCUCAUCCCCAACCAAUACGCCAGCCUCCCGCGGCUAACAGGCCGGGCAACAGUGGAGUUUGCAGUGUUAAAGGCGGAUGGUUCCUACUUCUCCCUUGAUAACGGAGCCACCUCUGCUCUCACAGGCGUGCUGCAGGUGGUUCUGGACGGUUAUUCUGCUCCUCUCACAGCCGGAAACUUUGCUCAGCUGGUAUCCCGCCGCGCAUAUGACGGAGUGGCAGUGAAAGCCACUGACCUCGCCGUCCUAUCCGACGCUCGAGAUCCCUCUGCCGGCCGGGACGUGCCUCUUGAGAUCAUGCCAGCUGGCGAGUUCCAGCCCAUCUACCGCACACCGCUGGACGUGCAGGACGGUGAGCUCCCAGUGCUGCCCAUGUCAGUGUUCGGGGCAAUGGUCAUGGCCCACUCUCCAGAGAGUGACUCCUUCAGCCAUCCCUCGCAGUUCUUCCUCUACAAAUACGACAAGAGACGGUCUGGGUUGGGUGGACUUGCCUUUGACGAGGGCCAAUUCUCAGUUUUCGGGUAUGUGACAAAGGGUAGGGAUGUCCUCGUACAUUCCUUCACUACACAACCCUUUCUUCCACCCCCCCACUCCCCCUCCAACCCCCUCCAUCCCUCUCCACCCCCCUCCACUGCUCUCCAUCCCCCUCCACCGCUCUCCAUCCCCCUCCAUCAGAUCGAGUUGGAGCAGUACCCCACGGGACCUCACAUAGCCUCUCGCAUGCUCUAUGAGAUCCACACGCGCUUUGAUGAUGUGGAGGGGCGUACAGUGCUUGACCUCGGCUGUGGGUGCGGCACCCUAGGGAUUGCCGCAGCAAUGCUGGGAGCAGAGUAUGUGGUGGGAGUGGACGCGGAUGACUCAGCCAUUGGCACAGCACAGGCCAACUGUCAAGAGUAUGAGUUAAGCCUCUGCCUCCCUCCCUCCUCGGCUCCCUCCUUCCUCUGCCCCCCUCCCUCCUCUGCCUCCCUUCCCCCUCGGCCUCCCUCCUUCCUCUGCCCCCCUCCCUCCUCUGCCUCCCUCCCUCCUUGGCCUCCCUCCUCUCCCCCCUGUUUUGUCCUUGUUCCUCACCGCCCUGAGGGUGGCUCAGUUGAGGUGGUGGUGAUGAAUCCGCCCUUUGGCACGAGAACCAAGGGUGCUGACAUGCUCUUCUUAGCAGCAGGGCUCAAG